Messenger RNA from Aquila chrysaetos chrysaetos, 4551 nucleotides. It is a transcript of the gene XK, whose product is annotated as X-linked Kx blood group. The transcript is spliced from 3 exons. The record is from RefSeq and is a predicted model, not a curated record. The coding region runs from base 21 to 1352 and encodes 443 amino acids. Gene Ontology annotation, cellular component: membrane. Lineage: Eukaryota; Metazoa; Chordata; Aves; Accipitriformes; Accipitridae.
CGGUGGUGGUGAAGGAGGAGAUGAAAUUCCCGGGCUCCGUCCUCGUCUCCCUCGUCCUCUUCGUGGCCGAGACGGCGGCCGCGCUGUGCCUGAGCGGGGCGUACCGCGCGGCGGGGGACCGCAUGUGGCAGUGGCUGACGCUGCUCUUCGCCCUCCUGCCCUGCGCGCUGGUGCAGCUCAGCCUGGUCUUCAUCCACCGCGACGUGAGCCGCGACCGCCCGCUGGUGCUGCUGCUGCACCUCCUGCAGCUGGGGCCCCUCGUCAGGUGUGUGGAAGUCUUUUACAUUUACUUCCAUGCUGGCAGAGUUGAAGAGCCCUAUGUCAGCAUCACGAAGAAGAGGCAGAUGCCCAAGGAUGGGUACUCGGAAGAAAUUGAGAAGGAAGUGGGCCAGGCUGAAGGCAAGCUGUGUACACACAGGUCUGCGUUCAGUAGGGCAUCUGUGAUCCAGGCGUUCCUCGGCUCGGCGCCCCAGCUCACGCUCCAGCUUUACAUCUGUGUCCUGCAGCAGGAGAUCACGGCUGCCAGAAGUGUUUUUAUGGUCCUUUCUCUCCUGUCAAUUGUAUAUGGCGCCUUACGCUGUAACAUCCUGGCUAUUAAGAUUAAGUAUGAUGAUUAUGAUGUCAGCGUGAAACCAGCCGCCUACCUCUGCAUAUUCAUGUGGAGAAGCUUUGAGAUUGCUACACGUGUUACGGUGUUGGUCCUUUUCAGUUCAGUCCUUCAAAUCUGGACUCUCCCCGUUGUGCUAGUGAAUUUCUUUGGUUUUUUCUUCUACCCAUGGAUUCUCUUCUGGCAAAGCAAGUCCCCAUUUCCCGAGAACAUAGAGAAGGCAUUGAGCAGGGUCGGCACUACCAUCGUCUUGUGCCUUCUCACCUUCCUGUAUGCUGGCAUUAACAUGUUCUGCUGGUCGGCAGUGCAAGUGAAGCUCAAUGAUCCUGACUUAAUUAACAAAUCCCAAAAUUGGUACCGACUGACUGUGUAUUACAUGCUGCGAUUCAUCGAGAAUGCAUUCCUCCUGCUGAUGUGGUACAUCUAUAAAACCGAUAUCUACCUGUAUGUCUGCGCCCCACUGUUGGUCUUGCAGCUCCUGAUAGGUUACUGCAUGGCUGUCCUCUUCAUGUUGGUGUUCUACCAGUUCUGCCACCCAUGCAAAAAGCUUUUCUCAUCCAGCAUUUCCGAAGGUUUGCUGUCCUGUUUCAAGUUCCUCUGCUUUAUUUGCAAGCCUCCCAAAUCCACCAUACUGACAGACAAGGCAGAGGUGAAAUCUGAAAAUACUGAUGAAGCAUGGAGCAGUAGCAAGACAAUAGAUUCUCAAAAGGGGAAUCCUCAUCAAAGUGUUUCUUCCAAUGCCUAGUACAACUGGAAGCAAGUAGGUGCCUUUGGAAGGUGGCAGAUCACCUGCUGGGAAUGUUGUGUAUCUUGGACAUUGUGUCUUGUGGAUGGGAUUUUUUUCUUGCAGGCGUAGCACUGCAUGACAACUGACAAGCCUACCUUUCUGGAAAACUUCGUGUAUGAGUAUGUGUAUCUGUGUGUGUUUGUGUAUGGAGAGCAAUCAUUGUUUGUAGACUUCUGUUUCAGAAUUUUUUGCACAUAGGUUUAUUAUCACAUGCUUAUUUUGAAAUCAUUAUAGGAGACAUCCUUCAAAAACUGGCCUGAUGCCCACCUUACUCAGGAAAUCUGAGGAUGGAAGGAAAUGCAUUUUAUUUCAGAUAGGAUGUCAUUAUGGCAUGCCACCCUAGCAUGGAAACAGAGCUUAGGCCUUGACUAUAUAUGGACUGUAGCUGUGGUCUGCUUUGAUCAAAUUGCAGACUUUUUUACACUCUAAUCAGUGUAAUAAGAUAAUACUUCUCUCUGUGGUUUAAGAAUUGGACUUCUACAAUGCACUGUAGUCUAAGUUGCCAAGAAACAGCCAAUUAGCCAGCACUAAUACUGAAAUGUGACCGUUACUGAGAACGGACAGAGGGGUUAUUGGCUUUGCACUGUUUUACCUUUCAUAUUUGCUGCUUGUUAGUAAGGGAAUUAAAUUUAACACACUAAUUGUGAUGUUCUGGAAUAGCUUAUUUUUCUGACCUUAUCAUUUAUCUAAUACUUUGUUUGUGAUGUUCUGGUAUUAGGGUGGUGUUCACUUUAUAUAACUUUAAAUAUCUAGAAGUUGGGCAGAUAGUGUGAACUGGUGUCAUGUAGGUGCUCUCCAGAGCACAUCUCCAGGGAGUAAUUUAACCCAUCUUAAAAUGUCCUUUAAGGCAGGUGAUAUGGAUCAUUCUCUGGAGACCUGUUACUCAGUGUUAACCAGAUGCCUUGACAAUUACUUUUGAUUCUCCGUCUCCCUUUUAGAUGGCUGAAGUUAAGAGAUGAGCACUACCCUGAUUGUCAGGGGGUUGGUAGUACAGCAAGCAGGCAACUCAGUGACUUGUUAUGUGGCGAUAAAAGACACCGAGUCCUUCUUUUUGAGGCUGUAAUAUGUUAUGGUUAGCUAAUAUCAGCAGUUCAAAACCCUCUGACUUCUUUACCUCAGAAGUAUCACAGGCUUGAAAUCUGAAAGAGGAAAUGAAAGUCAUCAACUUUUUCUUCUGUGCACUAUAUCACCACAAAUAAAAGUGUUUCUGUAUUUUGCAAGUUGCUGAGAAAGCUUUAGCAGAUGAAUGGCCAAGAAUUUGGUGGGAAUACACAAACACAACUGUAUGUUCAAAAAUUAAGUGAAAGCUUUUUGCACUUUGUUUAUUUAGUACCUUGCAUUUCUUCUGAGUAUUACACAUUAUGGCUGCUAGUGGAAACAAAUAAUUCAUGACCCAAAGCAUCUCCUAGUGUCCUAAGCUUAGCCUCUAUCCUAUUGUCGUGGAGGAUGUGAAGUUCUUCAGUAGGGAUGAAAUCAGCAUCAUUGUAUUAGAAGUGUCUCAAGUUUGGUGUCUGAGGUCAUUUAUAAUGAAAUAUGUCACAUGCAAUGCUGCAAAGAGUGAAGCUGGUUUUAUUUUUUUCUUUACUGCACUGUAAAUGAAUGUCUUCAUACUUGAGUUUUAUAAUGGAGUUAUGUUUUUUAUUUUGCUUAAUAUGUGUCUGUGUGUGGUAUGUGUAUGUAGAUCUCAUGAAAUUAUCGGUGGGUGGUAAUGGGAAUUUUUGGCCUGAGCUUGCUGUGGGAAUGUACGUCACAUAUCUGGGGAAGACACCAAACAUCCCAGCUCUAAUUUCUUUCUCUGAGAAGCAUAGAAUAGUGAAGUGACUCCUUGAAGACACUACAGCAUUCCUCUGUACUUCUGUAUGUCAAAGUACAGUAUAGUAUUUCUCUGGACUUUUCUAGAUGUAGAAGAGUAUUUCAGAUUUUUUUUGUUCAGUAGCUCGUUAAGGGAGCAAGUGAAAAUGUAACCCUUGCUUCCAAACCUGCAGAGUUCAGCACACAGAGCCAAAUUUUCAGGUGUUCUUAACUAAAACUGAGUAUCUGACUUUAUCGUUGGAUAUCCAUCAAUAAUCAGGGAAUUAUGGUUGUUGCCUAUCUACAGAUGUACCUGGGUCUGAAACGUUAGGCUUUGAAAAAAAAAGUGGCUUCAUAUGUAGAAGUACUUCAUCUCUAAAGAGAGAGGUCCCAAACUCUUAAAGCAGACUUUGGACACGGUAAGUGAUGGUGCUGUUGUGAUUUUGCCAUUUGAAAACAGUGGAAGCUCACAAACCUCAGCCAGUGAAAUGCUUGUGCUACAGUGAAGUCAACAGUAGGAGAGUUACACAGCCAGGAGUCCAGUAUGUAUACAUAGUGAGUACCAUUUCACUUCACAUACCAAUGAUGAAGACUACUGUAUAUGGAUAUUUUUAGAGUGUGCCAUAUUACUUCCUAUUUUUGUACCAAGUUCCUGAAGUGCAUGCAUAGGGAACGGAAUAUUUAAAUCACUGUUACAAGUGGGGGAAAAAAAAAUUGUAUGGGUUAUAUUACUGUCAUAUGACUUUGCCUUAGUUGUGCAGGCUAACCAAAUACAGUUUAAACACUCCAUGAACGUGAGGGCCGUUGCUUUUGCCAUCCCUCAUAUCACCACAGCAUGGAGUGCAGAUUAACUAACAGUAUUGCUGCUCUGUUUAUGUUUGGAUCUAGCUGUGCUGCCAUUGCUGGUGGAAAGAGGGUAUGGGAGGGAGUCACAGAGACAAAGAUACUUUGCUAAGACCAGUGUUUUGAAGGACAAGCUUAUUUUUCUAAAGUAUGCUAUAAUGCUAGGAGAGGCAAUCUUUCUCAGGCUAAUGACAGUCCUAGACAGCGUUGUUAUCAGUACACCCCAUGGCUGCGCUGAGAGGAUAGUAUUAGCUACGAAGGAUGUAUGUGUAUGAAUGAGUGAUCUCUUGCUGCAAGUUUACUGCACUUUUACUCUCCUCUAUGAAUGUUAGAGGCGUAUGUGUUCAGUGGAAGGGUAUAGGGCUACUGUUAAAAACUGUACUCACUUGAGUACUCCUGAGUCGCACAAAGGAUUGCUCAGUAAGGAUUAUUCAUGUGUAUAAGAGUAUGCAAGAUCUGAUAAAUAGGUUUUCUUUUAUACUUGUAAAACAACACAAAUUAAAAUGUUGAAACACUCCCUUAA